Messenger RNA from Liolophura sinensis, 2556 nucleotides. RefSeq names its product conserved oligomeric Golgi complex subunit 3-like. The record is from RefSeq and is a predicted model, not a curated record. Bases 1 to 2556 code for a protein of 851 amino acids. Gene Ontology annotation, biological process: intracellular protein transport; intra-Golgi vesicle-mediated transport; Golgi organization. The transcript has 22 exons. NCBI's taxonomy places the organism in Eukaryota, Metazoa, Mollusca, Polyplacophora, Chitonida, Chitonidae. Gene Ontology annotation, cellular component: membrane; COG complex; cis-Golgi network.
AUGAUGGCGGACACGUUGCAGGGACUGCCUAGUGGGGCGGUUAAUCCUCGGGUUUUACGGGAAAGAUUGGCCGCUUGGGAUUCCAAAACACAACCAAAAGCCCCACUAACGGACGCCCAAAAAGAUGUGUUCAUCGAUCUCAGUACUCAGGUGGCAUCAAAGCCGCUGCCAAUUGAGUUGCCACUCGAUGACACUCCCUGCCUUCCCACACGGCUAACUCCGCCCACCAGUCCUGUUGGAAAAGAAUGGGUGGCAGGUUUUUUCAGCUACGGACCACAGGAGGAAAAAGCGAAAAUAGAAAAUGCUCAGCAGUUUUUCUCCUGGUUCGCUGAGCUAGAGGAUCAGAUUCAGACAGAAGAAGAGUCUUCUUAUAGUGGCUAUACGGAGGAACUGGAGGCAUACAGAGACAAGUGCAAUGAAGUGUUGCAGGAGGUCUCUGAUGCCCUGGAACAUCUGAAACAGCUACAGGCAAACUAUGUGUUCGUGUCAACGAAAACCAGCGCGCUGCAUGAGGCCUGCGAGCACCUGUUAGCAGAUCAGACUCAGUUGAUGGAUGUGGCCGAGAGCAUCAGUAACAAACUGUCAUAUUUUAAUGAGUUGGAGAGGAUAUCAAGUAAACUUGGUUCACCACAGUUGACGGUGACCAAUGAGUCGUUCGUUCCCAUGCUGUCCCGUUUAGAUGAAUGUGUUUUAUAUCUACAAUCAAAUCCCCGUUUCAAAGAAUCCAGUGUGUAUUUAGCCAGAUUCAAGCAGUGUUUGUCCAAAGCUCUUAAUCUCAUUAAAAUCCAUGUCGUCACAAUUUUACAAAAUGCCACGCAGCAGGUUACUCCCAAGAAGGAAAGUGGUGGAAAUGCUGAAAAUGCCUUUACCUUAUUUUAUGGAAAAUUCCGAGCCAACGCCCCUCGGGUGAAAGCUCUGAUGGAGCAGAUUGAACAACGGACAAAUAAAUCCCCUCAAUAUGAGCAGCUACUAGCUGAUUGUCACCAGUGUUACUUUACGCAACGCCAGACUUUGCUGGGACCCAGUGUCGCUAAUGCUAUUGCUGAUCUGGCAUCUAAACACGCGCGGGACCACUGUGCGCUGAUGAGAAGCGGCUGUGCGUUUAUGGUCCAUGUCUGCGAAGACGAACAUCAACUAUUUUUCAACUUCUUUUCAAGAUUUGCGCCAGAAUUGGAUGAGAUGCUGGAAAAAUUGUGCAAUAAUUUAUACGACGUGUUCAGGCCUCUUAUUAUACAUAUCAACCAUCUGGAGACAUUGGCGGAGCUCUGUAGUAUUCUAAAGGUGGAGAUGAUAGAGGAGCAUGUCAAGAACAAUAGUGAUCAGCUGCGCGCAUUUGAGUCGGUGUGUCUGCAGAUGCUGAUGGACGUACAGGAGAGGCUGGUGUACAGGACAUACAUCUACAUCAGGAGUGACAUCCUAAACUACGCCCCCGCCACAGGGGACCUGGCCUACCCAGAGAAACUAGAGAUGAUGGAGAAAAUAGCCGAAAGCUUGAGUAAGCCCAACAAGGGAAGUCACUCUAGGAAUGCCUCUGCAGGCUCAGCUGCCAGUCUUGAGGUGGCCCAGAUCACAGAGGGUGCGACUGAUCCUCCUGCGCAGGAGAACGGAACCAAAACAGUGGAAAAUGGAGUGGGGCCGUUUGCUGGUAGCCAUAGCAACAUGCCAAUGUCUCCGGCCGACCUGCAUGGGAUGUGGUACCCGACUGUGAGAAGGACUUUGGUUUGUUUGUCCAAGCUGUAUAGGUGUAUUGAUAAGACAACAUUUCAGGGCCUUUCCCAAGAGACUUUGUCUAUGUGUAUUGAUUCACUGAAAACUGCCAAAGCUGGAAUCACGGCCAGAAAAACCACAUUGGAUGGCCAGCUGUUCCUGAUCAAACACCUGUUGAUUCUCCGUGAACAGAUCGCACCUUUCCACGCAGAUUUCAGCAUUCGGGAAACCUCUUUAGACUUCAGCAAGUUCAGAGAAUUGAGGGAACACGCUACAUUAUCUCACAUGUGGGAUGCAGCCUAUGGCUUGUUUCAGAAGAAAUCUCAACUUUUUGCCCUCAACAGUACGAAUGCCUUACUACAACUCAUUCUGGAGGGCACUCCACAGGUCACUGAAAACUUUGUGGAUUCGAAAAAAGAUGUGGAUAAUCAGCUGAAAAAGACAUGCGAGGAAUUUAUCCACGAUGUAUCAGACCAGUGCUUGGGACCAAUGAAAAACUUUCUCACAAGGGCUGAUGUAAUUGUCACAGUUAAGAAAGUGGAAGGGACACGGCAGCUCUCCCUGUCACGGCAACCUUUUGCAGCACCAGAGAAAGUACAAGAUGUGGUUGCAGAAACAUACAAAAUCAUCAAGACAAAAGUGCCAGUGAUAAAACGUAGCAUGGCCCUUUAUCUAGCCAAUCGAGACACAGAAUCCAUUCUUUUUAAACCAAUCAAAGGCCAUCUCCUGCAGACGUUUCAGCAGAUGGGUCAGCUGUUGCAAGAGAACUACUCUGAGGAAGACAGGCAGAUAGUGGGCUGUCCAACUCCAGAACAGAUGAAUUUGCUGUUGGCGUCCAGUGGCAAGUGA